AUGUUGCCAGGUGCCAUGGUCACACUAAAGGUCCGACAGACAGCUACACGACCUCUUCCCAAGUUAAUGCGCGCAAGAGUCAGAAUCAAGAGUCAGGACAAGAGUCAGAACAAGAGUCAGUACAAGAGUCAGAACAAGAGUCAGAACAAGAGUCAGAACAAGAGUCAGGACAAGAGUCAGAACAAGAGUCAGAACAAGAGACAGAACAAGAGUCAGAACAAGAGUCAGAACAAGAGUCAGAACAAGAGUCAGAACAAGAGACAGAACAAGAGACAGAACAAGAGUCAGCACAAGAGUCAGAACAAGAGUCAGAACAAGAGUCAGAACAAGAGACAGAACAAGAGUCAGAACAAGAGUCAGAACAAGAGUCAGAACAAGAGUCAGAACAAGAGUCAGCACAAGAGACAGAACAAGAGUCAGAUCAAGAGUCAGAACAAGAGUCAGAACAAGAGUCAGUACAAGAGUCAGUACAAGAGUCAGAACAAGAGUCAGAACAAGAGUCAGAACAAGAGUCAGUACAAGAGACAGAACAAGAGUCAGAACAAGAGUCAGAACAAGAGUCAGAACAAGAGACAGAACAAGAGUCAGAACAAGAGUCAGAACAAGAGUCAGAACAAGAGUCAGAACAAGAGUCAGAACAAGAGACAGAACAAGAGUCAGAACAAGAGUCAGCACAACAGUCAGAACAAGAGUCAGAACAAGAGUCAAAACAAGAGUCAGAACAAGAGUCAGAACAAGAGUCAGAACAAGAGUCAGAACAAGAGUCAGAACAAGAGACAGAACAAGAGUCAGAACAAGAGUCAGAACAAGAGUCAGAACAAGAGUCAGAACAAGAGUCAGAACAAGAGUCAGAACAAGAGUCAGAACAAGAGUCAGAACAAGAGACAGAACAAGAGUCAGAACAAGAGUCAGAACAAGAGUCAGAACAAGAGUCAGAACAAGAGUCAGAACAAGAGACAGAACAAGAGUCAGAACAAGAGUCAGAACAAGAGUCAGAACAAGAGUCAGAACAAGAGUCAGAACAAGAGUCAGAACAAGAGUCAGAACAAGAGACAGAACAAGAGACAGAACAAGAGUCAGAACAAGAGUCAGAACAAGAGUCAGAACAAGAGUCAGAACAAGAGACAGAACAAGAGUCAGAACAAGAGUCAGCACAACAGUCAGAACAAGAGUCAGAACAAGAGUCAAAACAAGAGUCAGAACAAGAGUCAGAACAAGAGUCAGAACAAGAGUCAGAACAAGAGUCAGAACAAGAGACAGAACAAGAGUCAGAACAAGAGUCAGAACAAGAGACAGAACAAGAGUCAGAACAAGAGUCAGCACAACAGUCAGAACAAGAGUCAGAACAAGAGUCAAAACAAGAGUCAGACCAAGAGUCAGACCAAGAGUCAGACCAAGAGUCAGCACAAGAGUCAGAACAAGAGUCAGAACAAGAGUCAGCACAAGAGUCAGCACAAGCCCAACAGGUGCGGCAGACGGUCGACACUGGAGUACAAGCACCAUACAGGCUUGAGGCCGACCCUAAGAUCUUCACCAUCACUGAGAAGUGACGUCCUCGGCACCGUCCUCGGCACCGUCCUCGGCACCGUCCUCGGCACCGUCCUCACACUUUGUAACAAGUAG
Molecule: messenger RNA, 1623 nt
Organism: Procambarus clarkii (red swamp crayfish)
Lineage: Eukaryota; Metazoa; Arthropoda; Malacostraca; Decapoda; Cambaridae
Source: RefSeq, a predicted model, not a curated record